Messenger RNA from Colletotrichum fioriniae, 720 nucleotides. The record is from RefSeq and is a predicted model, not a curated record. Lineage: Eukaryota; Fungi; Ascomycota; Sordariomycetes; Glomerellales; Glomerellaceae.
AUGCGGCGCCAGCUGCAACAAGACAACGUGGACCUCCUGAGUUCAACAUGGGCAGACUGGGUGCAACGCGAAUCAUGGAAAAGACUUCUCGGUGCCAUAUAUGUGACAAACACGGUCAACACCAUCAUCUACGGCCUUGGUCCUGCCUUCAAUGCCACUCAGGAUCUAGAAAUUGAGCACUUCCAUGAUGAAAACCUCUGGAAUGCGUUAUCAGCCAACGAGUGGCGAGAGCUGCGAGCCGCUUACAGAAAGAAAAACUCGAGAACCACCAAGGACAUUCUGGAAGAUGUCUUGGCCGAGAACACCGAUGAAUCCAGGUGCCACGUGCUACUCAAGCAAACUCGAGAAGGCCAGCUUGAGGACAUGGACGACAAUGACAUUACGUCGCUGUGUUUCAGCUCACAUGCGAUCCUCAGAGCCGCCUACAUCCGACUGUUUGAUAACACCAAGAGUUUUGAUCGUCUCUGUCUGCUCGCUGAAGACCCAAGUACCGUUGACAGCAAUGUCACCACGUUCGCGAACACGAAGCUGGAAAGAAACCGCGACUGCGUGAAGGCCAUCGAGAAGACGCUGGAGGGUAUUCAGCUACCAGUGAAGAUGGGUCACAUGCUCAUACGUAAAACAGCUGCUUUCCGAUGGAGCGUAGAGCACGCGGUUGCAGCCUGGGACAAUGGUAAGCGCUACUCCACAGGUGGAAGACUAUGCAUUGAGAUGAACUAA